Molecule: messenger RNA, 3426 nt
Organism: Python bivittatus (Burmese python)
Lineage: Eukaryota; Metazoa; Chordata; Lepidosauria; Squamata; Pythonidae
Product: protein eva-1 homolog C-like
Molecular function (GO): carbohydrate binding
Source: RefSeq, a predicted model, not a curated record
AUUGCUCUGGAGUCUGGGCUACACCAAGGCUGACUAUACAAUGCAAUGCCUGGAUCUUGGCUGAUGGGGUGGCUUUGGCUUGUGGGAACAGUGGUGAGCUUGUCCUGUUUCCCAGCGUUACUGGAGGCAGCUCCUGAGUUUUCAGGUUAUUUGCGGAAGAUUCUGAAGAAUCACACAAUCCAUGCCUGUGAUGGGGAACAGCUAACAAUCCUUUGUCCCCACAAGACCUCCAUUAGCAUACUUUCUGCUUUUUAUGGGCGCAGGGUACCCAGUCCAAACCUCUGUCCAGCCUCAGGAGACCUCUUCUUGGAAAGCAUUGAUUGUUCAUCUGCCACAACCCAUCAGAAAAUGAUGGAUGAGUGUCAAGACCAUCGAUGGUGCCAUUUCCUUGUCCACAGCCGGGUGUUUGGGCCUGAUCCAUGCCCAGAGACACACAAAUACUUGGUGGUUUCCUACAAAUGCAGACCUGCCAAUUAUCGUCUCAAGACUGUGUGUGAAAAUGACAAGAUGAGACUACAGUGUCGGAGCAACUCGGUUCUAGCUAUUUAUUCUUCAAUCUAUGGACGACCUUUGCGAGGGAAGUUGGAAUGUAGUUCUAUGAAUGGGACAGGACCUGAAAUAGAAUGCAUAGCUCCUGAUGCCUUGAGAAGAGUGUCCCAGAGGUGCCACAGGAAGGAGAAUUGCACCAUUGCUGCUAACAAGGCUACAUUUGGAGACCCUUGCUUCCCUGGGGUGAAGAAACAAUUGAGAGUGUCUUAUACCUGCGUGCCAAGGAAGUUGCUAGAAGAGGCGACCCGUGACUCUCGGGAAGAUCCCUUCUCAAUCUCGGAUUACACACACGGUGGCUGGUACACCGGGCCCAGGCUGUCCAGGCGGCUACGAGAAAACCUGAUGAUAUUUACUAGCUCUCUGGAAACAUUAGCCCAUAUCUGGGGUGUUCCUGAGAAGGCGGGCUUUUAUUUCCUAUGUGGGGUAUCUGGAGGGCUGGUGUUUCUCCUCCUCUUCUUUGUCCCCAAAACAACCUUCUUACAUGACCUCAAAGAGGUCUUCAAAAAGGCAGACUUGACUGACACCUUACAGCUGGAGACAACCAAGUUGCGAGAUGACCAGGAUGAAGAAAAUCGGGAGGACAGCUCAUCUGAGACCUCUUUCUGCCAUCUUACCCGCAAUUACCGGAACACCAACAUCUUUGGACCAGAACUGACCGCAGCUUUGGAGGGGGCAAUUGAUCAAAGAGGCCACGAAGGAGAUGAGAUUUGGAUCCCCAAGGAAUCCAGCCCAUAUGCCAUCCACAAAAUUAAGUCAGCCACCAAAUGAGAAGAACCAACAUUGGAAGCUGGGCAGAAAGCUGCAGUGGGUCAAUAUGUGAACUUCAGGGUUCAUGAGGAUGGAGGAUAGUUUGUUACACCACCCAUCCUGAAAGGCUUGCCAGGGGAGGGAGGAUACAGCAGGGAUGGGGUACCUGCUGUAUCCCGUAGGCAUCCUGCAGACCCAGGGGCUCCUUUGGCCAUGAUUACUGAAAACUGAUGGCACCAUUUCUUGCCAUUUUGAGAUGGGAAUCAGAUGGGCAUAUUACAGUGAGAAACUGAAGACCUCAGGCCCUUGGCGAGCCAUGUGAAUGAUGAGGCUCCAAUUACUUUGGGACUAUUUCUUCCUUUGCCCCUCAAAAUUAAAUGCACCCCAUGUUCAUCCUUGGGGUAGAUUGUUAAUAAUGUAACAUUAAGAGAUUCAAGUAAAGGUAGUUUUCUAUCUGGAAGUUAUUAGGUUGCUGAGUGGGAAACUCUGUGAAUUAACUCCUUCCAAAUGAGGUCAACCAGGUAGGGAAACCUUGACUUCCAGAUGUAGUGUCUUUAAAUCUUGAAAUUAUGCUGAUGAAAAAAACCCUGGAAGUUGACUGCCACUCAUCAGGAGUUACCAAGGUUGGGGGAAGUCUAGAGUGGUUCUUACAGAUUCUCUCGCUUAUUUUGCUGAGGGAGCCCCGGAUGUCUGCCUCAAAACCUUACUCUGAUAGCCCCAGGGAUGGGUGAUUUGAACACACCUUUUAGGCAUUCAGAGGCCCGUAGUUCUUGUAUUCUGUAUAUGGCACUAAUGCUGUUUGUGUGUAUUACAUUUCUUGCAUUCAUAACCUGACCUAAAACCAUAAUGUGAGGAUUCACAUAAAAAUAACACAUGAAUUGAUGUUUAAGCUGUGUGCUUUCACAACUAGAAGGGUUUUUAGAGGCAUUGUUGUUUGUGGCACACAAUUCUGAGUUCAGAACUUGGGCAAAUUCACAAUGGAGUCGGUUUAGUUCUGCUUACCCUGGGCAUAUCAUAGUUUAUUAAAUUAACCAGCUAAUUGUGGUUUAUUCAAUUAGACCCAGGUUAAGCAAGCCAUGGAUUAACACAGCAGUAGUCCUUUUUGUUACUCAGGCCAAUCACUGUUACAUAAAAUAUAAUGUAAAAGUAUGAUUUUAGAAAUCAGAAAGUGGGCCGAACGCUGCCAUUUCUGAAAAAUUGUUCUUCCAAUUGUAUUUUAAAUAUCAUUUGCCAGCUCUGCUUAUAAUGCAAGCCAAUUGCAUCAGUUCCCAUUUGACAGGGCUGAGGGUUCAAAGGACUCUAUAAAGUAGACAUGAAAAUACAAGGUUUUACCCAAAAUAUGAACCUGGACCCCAUGGAUUUUAGUGUGCAGUGCUAUUAAAAUUGGUAACUUCAAAUUUAGUGAUGUUGUCAGUGUAACACUCAGGCAAAGACCACCUAGUGUUCUCCAAGUAUCUCAGAUGACUGCUCCCAGUUUCCUUUUUUUUUUUUUUUUUCCGGUCACUGACCAUGGUGAUGGAAGCAGGUGGAACCUGCUGUCAAAAUAUCUAGGACACUAAAUGAACAUUGCUAGGCUACUGUUCCUUUCAACAUGGUCUGUGAAACAUCUGAAUGGGCAGCAAAUGGUCCUCCAGAUGGUGCUGUCUUCAUCACUUUAUAUAGCCUAUGAUUUGGAUUGAUGGAGUUCAGUUUGAAGACAUCUGGAAGGCCACGCGUGCCAUGCUGAUUUUAGGAAACCAUCCUGAUAAGAAGUAAGGAAAUGCGCUAAACUCCAAAAAUUGAGAGAAUUCUACAAAUGUAUUUGCAAAGGAUAUAAUAACAUUUGCACUGUUUCUCUUCCACUUAAUUUCAGUGGAGUGAAAUCUAUUUAAUGGACCCAUUGGGGAGAGGGAGAGUCCAUUACUGCCAAAUGUUCAUUAAAUUACAAAGUGUUGGUGAUGAUUUAUGUCAUCUGAAUCCAUUGGUGUCAUUUAUAUAAUGUCAUUAUGCAAAUGAAAAUAGCUGCAAUUGAUGUAAAAUUCAUGUAAAUUAACAGGUUUUGGAUGCAAGGACUCAUCUGUCACUUCCGUGAAGAGAUGUUCAGAUGGAAAUCUGCAUCUGAAGUCCACUAAAAGAGGUAUCUUAAAUCAA